AUGGGUUCCGGAUGCCGACCGCCACAUCUUCCAGCGCCGAGCUAUCCCGCCAUCCAGCGCCGCGCCGCUCGAAAUAUUCAAUCGAGCGCCUGUUCCACCAACUCCCCCGUCAACUGCACGCCCAAACCGGCGCUGAAUCCAGGCCCCGUCGCCUGCUAUCCCAUGACGGACCGCACGGGUUUCGGCCGCCGGCCACGCCGACUCAACAUCUUCAGACCCUAUCCCCACCUCCACCAACUCCCAUGCUCCCUCUUCGCCUGGCCGGUGUCAGCGCUCGACGGAGAAGCUACUGACGUGGUGGAGGAUUUCAAGCGCAUCUCAGGCAUUGUGGAGGAGAAGGCCAAAAGGGUCUUCGAGAGGCUCAAAGCCGCGCCUCUGGCAAGGCAGCUAGCUUUGGCAGCGAGGCAAGUUGAGGAAGAAGUCACCGUCUCCGCUGAGUCAGAUGGCUUCUACCUGCUAGACGCUGCCAGCCCGCAAACCAUUGCCGUCGACCACCUCGCCCACCAAUACUCCGCCGCUGCCCGGGGCAGCCGCCCCGGCACCCCACCAGAACCCUUCCGCAGCAGCCAGCAGCACCUCGCCCGCGACGAACUGCCGCAGCAGCGUCACGACGCCCAGACCGCGCCCUCCCCAGCACCACCGCGCCACACAGCGCCCGCCCGGACCACCCGAGCAGCAGCGCGCCUCCAGGGCCGCCCCCCGCCGGCAACAAGCAACCGCCGCCGCGCCCACCGCCCGUCGCACCACCUCCUGGCUCCCCGCUCGCCGGACAACCAACCAAGGCCCAGAUCGGGCCCGGGUCGGCCCGCCCGCCGCCACCUGCUGCCGCGCCACGGCCACGCCGCCGCGGCCCGCAGCGCCCAGCCGCACCACCCGCCGCCGCAGCAGACGGGGACCCAGGGCCGCCGCCCUGGCUUCCUUCCUCCCAGCCGGCGACACCCCACACGGGCCGGCCACCCCGACGAAGAUCUCGGACCCACCUCACCCCCUUUGAAGAUGAGGCCCGCCGCCACCGCGGCAAGGGCCGGCGGCAGCGGCGGCAGGGGGCGGCGAAGGCCGGCUGCUGGCGGCGCGGCGAGGGUGGGCUCCCGGCGUCGCGUGGGGUGCGACGUGAGGAGCAGCGCGCAGAAGUUUAUGACCCAGAACAAAAUAAAUGGAUGCUCCGGCCUCUUGCGUAUGCUGCCAAUGUCGUCGUCUGGGUAUGCUAAACAUCAUCUGCGUAAAAAGAUCAACAAAGAAGUUACUCUUUAA
Lolium perenne is the source of this 1251-nucleotide messenger RNA. NCBI's taxonomy places the organism in Eukaryota, Viridiplantae, Streptophyta, Magnoliopsida, Poales, Poaceae. The record is from RefSeq and is a predicted model, not a curated record.